AUGGAUUCCGAUACUAUUAGUAAUGCUAGUAUUGGUAGUAGAAUUAGCGUUAGGAGUAAUACAUUGUUUUCAGGAGAUUUAAAUCAACAAGCAAUAAGCCAAAAUGUUCAAAGAGAGAUUUAUAAACAACUUGAGUUACUUUUACUUAAAAAGAAGGCAGGUGAAAACAAAGUUAUAAUUAGACAAGGACUUUUGGUUACUAUUCCACAAGUUGAAAAGGUAUCACAAUUAUCAUCAACUCAAGUAUCUCAUUCACUCGAAGUUCUCUCAAAUGUAUUGGUUCAAAUAUCCAAGCAAUCACUUCACAAUGUUAUCGAGGUCUUAAUUAAAAUGUGUGAUCCAUAUCUUGAUGAUUUAAAUAUUGCAAAUCAAUUAAAAAAAGUAGAAUUACCAUCAUUUAAAGAAGAGUUCAUCGAAUCUGACUGUGAGAUUUCAAUUCCUUUGUUAAAUAUUAGCAAUGGUACGGUUAAUACAACACCAAUACCAACAGCAAAUCCUCUUAAUCUUAGUAGCGGUACAAUAAAUAAUUCAAGAGAAGGUUUGACAUCUUCAAAUGGAGCUGAACAAUCAACACAAUCACUAUCACCACAGCCAUUAUUGGAAAAGCAACUAUCUUCAUCAUCAUUAAAUUCAUUAACAAGUGCAUCAGCAUUGAUCCCACCUCCACCAGGAUCACAAGAGGAGUCAGCAAUGAGUAAUAGUGGUUCACACUUUCAAGAUAUUGGUUUUAACAGCAACAACAGCAAUAAUAGUAAUUCAACAAAUUUUAAUUUUUCAAAAAAUAUCAAUGAAUUUCAACAAAUUACAGAAGAUACUCCAUUAUAUCACUUAUUAAAUACAAUCUAUAUGGUAUUAGCAUCACACCAACCAAAUAAAUAUUCAAAAAUGAUUGAAAAAGAUUCACAACUUGCAACUAUACCAUCCAAAGUUAUUACAUUUUUAUUUGGGCUUUUACAACAUACAUUUACACCAGCCAUCAGAUACAAAUCAGCAAGUUGUCUUCAAGUAAUUUCAAUGGCUUCGCUCGAAUCUGUAACUCUCUUUUAUAUCAAUAAGCUCCAAUCAGGUAAAUCUGAUGAUUUCUAUAGAGAGUUUUCAACCUACCAAAAAUCAGCUAAAUACUUGGAGUUUGGUUUUCAUAGAGACGGUCAAAUUGAAGCCACAUCACAGUAUUUUGCAAAGAUUCUUAUUGAAAUGGAAAAGGUUUCUAGAGCUGUAUUUAUUCAAUCAAUGUGUUACACAUUAAUCCAUGCUUAUCCAAAAAUGUUCAAUAGUAACACUAUCUAUCAAAAUGUACCAGAACCAUUUUGGCCAAUCACUCAAAAGAUUUAUGAUUUGAUUUUGAAGUGGACCAAAAAGAGUAAAUUAAAACCAAUUUGUAUUAGAACACUCUUUGCUAUGGUUGGUUCAAGCCCAGAGUUUUUCAUUGGUAAAGGUGGCGAUCUUUUAGCUCUUUGGUCAAGCUCAUUCAAAGAAACCUCAUCAAAGAAUACCAGAAAGUCAUAUUUAGAGUCAUUAAUUCAAUUCUUUAACAAUGUUAAAUCACUUUUCCAAUCUGAAUCCAAAGCCAACUUUUAUCAAUCCCAAGUUGACACUAUUUUACCAGUUAUCUUGCCAAAGAAAUCAACUCCAACCCCUACAGAGUCUUUAUUGAUUUUAGAAGUUUUAAUUGCCAUGGGUAGAUUCAGUCUCGGUAUCGUCGUAAAUAAAUAUCUUUUAUCUAUCAUCUCUGUACCAAACGGCAAAAGUAAUAAUGAAUUCUCACUCGAAUCCAAAUCAAUUGUUUUCAAAAUGCUUUAUAGAUUAAAUUUAGAAUUCCCAGAGCAAAUUAGAUAUUACGAUAGAACUCUUUGGUCAGUUUUAGAUUCACUUUUCAACCACUAUGAUGGUGAAGCCACUCCAAUGAAGUAUCUUAUUCUUUUAUUCCCAUCAUUUGUUUCUCAUGAAAAUCUUAAAGAGAUUGCCGAUAAAAUUACAAAAUGGACAUGGCAUCAAGAGUUGGAUAUCGCCACAAUGUCAACUUUGGGUUUAACAAAGUACCUUUCAAAUCAACCUCAUACAACUUUUCCAUCUAUUCUUUUACAAAUGUUAACUUAUAUCACCAAUUACUAUGGAGAAUUAAGUGGCUUAUGCAAAGUCGUCAAAAAUAUGUGUAUGAUUAUGCAAGAGUUUAUUAAUCUUCACUAUUUACCAAAUAAUGAAAGAAAGAUGUCCGCUUCCACCGGUAUUGAUCAAACUACUUGGAAAAAUCUUAGAGAUACAUGCGAAGGCGUUUCAUUGUAUCUUUUAUCAUCUAUGAUCACACCUCUUUGGUCAGAAUUAUUUAACUUCAUCUCAUUAACUGGACAUGAAAUCUUUAGAGAAAUUGAUGCUAGUCUUAAAUGCUCAUACUUGGCUGAUUAUCUUCCAUUAUCAUCGUGUCAAUCAUUAAUUCCACAACAACAGCUCUCAAAUAUUACACAGUUAAUUCCAACUCUUAAUCAAGAUUUAAUCAACUUUUUAAUCAUUCAUAAAGGUGAUCUCCAAAAUGCAGUUUCAUUUUCAUGGGCUAGAUUAAGAAAAAGAUGGGCUCCAAAACAAAACCCAUCAUGGAAAAAUAAUUUAGCUUUUCUUCUUUUAUCAUUACGUUUAAAUGUUGAAAAACCAGAGCUUAGUUCAGUCGAGGAUCAGCUUUUAACUGAAGUAUUAACUUGUUAUUUCCAAGAGAGAGAAGGUAAAACAAAUGAAGAACUUUGUCAAUUAAUUUCAGAUCUUUCAUUCUAUCUUCACCCAUCAUGUUACGACACCGUAUUUAGAUUUAUUGAACAAGAAAGAGGAAGAGACAUUAAAAGAAAGAAAAAAGAAGUUUUUUAUACCCAAGAUCAUGUUAUCACUUACGUUAGUCAAUUGGUCGAAAAGCUUUCAGUACAAGAGUAUGAUCAUACACCAUCAAUUCGUGUUGCAUUAAGAGAAAUGACCUAUUUUUGGAUUUCAAACAACCAAAUUUUUAAAGAUAUUUCAUUACCAGUUAAAAACAAUGCAAGCAGAUUAUUUAAAAAUUUCUUAUUAUUAGAUAGUAAAUCAACAAUACCAAAGGGUGAAAUCUCAUUAAAUAAAGCAAGUUAUACAAAAUUAAUUUUCCAAUGUUUACAAAUUUUAACAGAAAAUUGUUUAAGAGAAGAAUUAUUAAAUGAAAUGGAGUUAAAUAUUCAUCAAUCUAUCUAUACUUUAAUUUCAGAAGCUUGUCUUACAGAUUUUAAAAAAGAUAUCAUUCCAUAUCUUCAAAAAUCAUUUAAUAUGGGACCACACAUUUAUCAAAGUGUUUCAGAAAAUCUUGCAAUCUUUUUAAGAAGAUCACCAAAGCAUUUAAAUGAGUAUAUAGAAAAAAGUUUUGAUAAUGAAGACCACCCAAUUGGUUCAUUAUUAUUUUUAAGGGCUUUAGUUUUAAAUUUUUCAUCAGAAUAUUAUUUAAAAUGGAAUCACAAUUGCCCACCAGAAAGACUUGCAUUACUUUGUUUAUUCCAUAUGGUUUCAAAUGAUGAAAAAGCAAGAUUAUUAUCAAUUCAGUUAUCAAAUGAUUUAGCAAUGAGAGAGCCAAACUCAGAAGAAUUAACAUCUUUACAAGCUCAUUUCCAAGUUGUAUUUAGUAAUAAUUUACCAUUACAUAUUUAUCUUAGAUCAACUUUAUUAUAUUCAAAUUCAAUGUCAUUAAAAUAUCCAUGGGUAACCCCAGGUUUAUUCGAAGAGUGCGAAUACUUUUUCAAAUUAUUACCAUUUAACCAUAAACAAACAAUGUUAACUUUGUUGGCUCCAUGGACAAGAAACUUUUGGUGGGUUUUAACUGUUAAAGAAGGUUUAUCAAAUAAAAGUGCAUUUUUAUUAUUAGAAGCAUUAUUUAGUUUAACCAUUCAGGCAAAGAAAUCAUCAUUAGCAAAUCUAAGCUCUAUUGAAGUUCUUUGGGGUGAGUUAAUUGGUUCCGCUGAUCAACAUGGUAAUGAAGAAACUUUUCAAAUUACCCAAUAUGUUAUCGAUUUCCUUAAAGAGAAAUAUCAUAUGAUUCAAGAAAGUGAAGCAUCCUUCGAAUAUUCAUUGGCUGAUAGUAGAGAUUCCGCUAAAAUGAUUAUGAGUUUCAUUUCUCGUAGAUCAACCAACCACUGGUCCCUUGUUAUGAACUAUAUGAUCAAAUCAUUAAGAUUCUACGAACCAUUACCAUCAUCACCAGUCGAUUUUAGUGUUGAUUCAAUUAAAAGUGGUGGUAUCAAAUCAAAACCAACAAAUCACGAAGAAUUAGAAAAAAAACAACAAUUAGAUCAACAACAGCAAUUGGAUGAAGCAGAUGAAUCUCAAGAAACUGAAAAUCCUAUCAAAUUUAAUAAGCUUUCAUCAAUUCAAUCUGAAGAAGCAGUUUUAGCAUUCUUUGAUGACCUUUCAUUCGAAUUUCAAUAUCAAGAUAUUAUUACAAUCCCAAAUUUAAUUCCAUUACUUUUAUCUAAUAUUUUAUUUGUUUAUGGUCCAGGCAAUAUUAGCCCUUCAAUCGAUAGUAAAAAGAUUUUAAAUAAUAUCCUUUUAUCUUUAAUUAUUCAACAAACUUCAAUCUCUAAAGAAACCAAAGAUCAAUGCAAACAACUUAUUGAAUCUGACUGGAGUCGUUGGAGAGAAAAAGAAAAGAAUUCUCUUAUCAGUGUAUUAAAGAUCGGUCUUGGUGAUAGUAUUUUGGAAAUUUGGGAAAAGAUGUCAUUAUUAUUUAGUGUUAGACCAUCACCAGUUAGUAUUUGCUUGGCUGCUCUCGAUUGGUACGGUGGUAUUAGAUUUGCCCUUGGUUCUAAAAAAGAUGGUAUGGAUGGUUUACUCGGUUUAUCAUGUGGUUUAUGGUCAGCUACAUUAAAUGGCGAAAUGGAUGUUGUCUAUAAGAUUCUUUUACUCUUAACAGCAAUUGUUAGUGAUAACAGUAAAUCAAAUCAAUUAACAGAUACCUCUUAUGCAAUUAUUAUCCGUCUUGCAUCAAUUUUACUCCACACCUCCCAUCUCCAACAAUUUAAUGGUGUUUUAAUUCUUUUAUAUAAAACCAUGCAAUCAUUAGAAUCAACUGGUAAUACUGCUCUUCAUUCCAAAAUGACCGAAGAGAUGAUUGAUAUUCUUUGUGCAGGUCUCAAGCCAGAAGAAGUCGUAAAUCGUGGUAUUGGACAUCCACAUACAUCAAUUCUUACAUUAUGGUUUGCAAAAGAAACCAAUCGUUUCCUCGAGAAUACAAAGAAAGUAAAACCAUCACCAUCCAUCUGUUGUGCUUUAAUGUUAGCAGCCUCUGUUAUGGUUACCAUGUCCCCAGAAGAUCCAAAUACUAAAGAUUUUGUAGAGUAUCUUUUUGAAGCUCCAAUUAGCACUCCGGUAUCUAAAAUGCUUCCACUACUUUAUUCACACUAUCACUAUAGUGUUUCCAAAACUCCUGGCUCUUCUCCAUUACCACCCAAUGCAACAAAAGACUUGGCUAGUGCUUUAUGUUUAGAAUUUAUCGAGCAAUUCCCAGAUAGCAAUGAUUUAAUAAGCAACUUAAUCUCAACUGUAAAUGAUAUGGCCAAAUCAUUAGUAGAGGUUGGUGGUAAAGAAGAGGAUACAUCUUUCCUUUUAUUCUUUAUCAAUGAAUUACUAUCUAAAUAUGCCAGUCUUAACUCCUCAGUUACAAAUAUUCAAUCCCAUGUACUUGUAGAUUAUACCCAAUUAAUGAUUGACCUCUCUCAAAGAUCAACCUGUGCCGCCACAAGAGAGGAGGCUCAAAAAUCAAUUCCAUUCAUUUUACAAAAUAUUCCACCAGGUUCAUUAUUAGGUUCAUUCGAUUUCCUCAAACCAUACAAUAAGAAUGGUAUUGAAUCAUCCUAUUAUGGUACAUUUGGUUUACACACCGAUCAAGAUAUCAUCAAUAAUGUAUAUACUUCACUUUAUCUUAUCAACACCUAUCUCUAUGCUGUUCCAUCUUCAACAAGCACCGAAUUAAAUCCAAAAAUGAAAAAAAUUAUAGAUUCAAACUACACCAAUGGUGGUAAAUCUAGCGUCUCUACAUCCACUAAAUCAUUCAAAGUUUCAAAACAAUUCUCAUCUAAACAACUAUUCGAUUCUUUUACAUUUUCUUUUAAAAAGAAAGCAACUAUUCCAAAACCAAGUCAAAUUCUCCACUCAAUAUCAAUUUCAAGUGGUAAUGAUUUUGUAGAUCCAUUACUUAAAAGAUCUAACUCUACCUUAGUACCAAUAGUAACUCCACCCUCCCCAGUUUUAUCAGGUAGUGGCAGUAGCAUUUUCAAAAAACCUUUACCAACAAUGAACAAAAAUUUAAGUGAACAAAGAUUACAAACUCCUCCACCACGUCCAUCAACUCCACCACCAAGUGUUUCAAAUUUAUCACCCGUAAAAGCCGCACCACCAGCAAUUCCACCAAAAAGACAAAAACCCUUACAAAACACUUAA
This is a messenger RNA of Dictyostelium purpureum, 6435 nucleotides long. RefSeq lists its product as uncharacterized. Gene Ontology annotation, biological process: cell morphogenesis. The transcript has 3 exons. The record is from RefSeq and is a predicted model, not a curated record. The coding region runs from base 1 to 6435 and encodes 2144 amino acids. Gene Ontology annotation, cellular component: cell cortex; site of polarized growth. NCBI's taxonomy places the organism in Eukaryota, Evosea, Eumycetozoa, Dictyosteliales, Dictyosteliaceae.